Eimeria necatrix is the source of this 1623-nucleotide messenger RNA. RefSeq names its product vacuolar sorting receptor protein, putative. The coding region runs from base 1 to 1623 and encodes 540 amino acids. The record is from RefSeq and is a predicted model, not a curated record. The transcript is spliced from 9 exons. Lineage: Eukaryota; Apicomplexa; Conoidasida; Eucoccidiorida; Eimeriidae.
AUGCGACGCACUGUUGCUGUGAGAGAGUGGAUAGGAAACAUGCCGACCUCACCUGGUUGGAGAUUUCGCAUGCUACUGGUGUUGCUGGCUGUAGUUGACUCAUUCUUGAGGGAAGCGGCUGAGGCUCAGCUGCGGCCGCAGUCCCCCAAGAGCUUGUUGGACAAGUUGAUUGCCAUGAAAGCGGUUUCAGAAGAGAAUUUUCACACCAUCAUAGGCUCCACGGCCUCCUUUGGAACUCCCACCUACGGCACAACACUGAGAGGGCGGGCAUUUUACGUGCCUGAUGAGCCGCGUAAAGGAGCGGACGGGACCGAAACUGGUUAUCACUGCAACCCAUCGUACUGUGCGUUGAUAAGGGACCAGAUCGAUGACUGGAAACGUACUGGACUGCGAGGGGGACUUGGCAAUGUGGUUCUGUUCGUAGACCGAGGCAUUUGCACGUUUGCUGCCAAGGUGGAGGUAGCACAGAGCUGUGGGGCGGAUGCGGUGGUGGUGGUUGACCAGGGUGCCCAGGGCUGGACACGCGAGAUGAUUCGCCAUAACAUAAUUAUGAGUGAUGAUGGCAAGAUGCGCGACAUCCGCAUCCCUUCCAUUUUGAUAUCCAAAGUGGAUGGCAAGGCAUUUGAAGAAGAGAUACUGGCUGGAAAGGAGCCUGUUCUUGUCGAGUUGGAGUGGCGCAUGCCGGCUCAGUGGCCAGUGGCCGUGAACUUUUGGGCAGACCCUGGAGACGUACAGGCUGCCAGCUUCUUACAGGCUUUGGCUCCCUACAUGCUGCGCCUUGGGGCCCACGUUCGUUUUCAGACGAUUUACAACGUCUUCUCCCUGGGGGGCGGCUCGGAAGAGCUGUGUCUCUCUCAGGGUUUGUAUGAGAAGUACCCAAAACUCUACUGCGCAUUCGAGCCCAACGCACAAGUGCUGGGCCUUACUGGCAGCGAGGUUGUUCAAGAGGCUUUGCUACAAUCUUGUUUGUACUGGGCCACAAAGGUGACCCCUUCAGAUAUGCAGGAAGGCGAGUUUUCUCGCGAGUGGUGGCUCUAUCACCAGAGGCUCGGCGAUCCAAGGGACGGCUGCUCCUUCAGCGGGACGGGCAAAAACGCAUGGGGCCCGCCGUGCUCCAAGCGGGUGUUGUCUGAGGUAUUGUCAAGAGGGCAGUUGCAUUCUGUAGAGCUUUGCAUGACGGAUGAGAAUGGACGCAGUCUGUUGGAGUUUUCAAAGAACAACCGUGGAUGGACAAUAGUCGCCAUGACAAUAAAUGGUGCCAGAUAUAGUGGACAGCUUGCGACGGAGCCAGUCCUUAGAGCCAUCUGCUCCGCAACUGCUAACCCGCUUACGAAUAAAUAUAGAGCCGAAGAAUGCAACGAAAUUGUCAUCGAUGCGCACACUGAAGAUGCUCCUUGGUUGCGGUCAACGAUGGACUCCCGAAACUUUGUCUUCAUUUUGCUCAUGAUUGUUGUGGUUUGUUUGGGACUAAGUUAUUUGUAUUAUCGAUAUGCAAAGAAGCAGCUAGGUGAGGGGAUGCAGCAGCGUGUUCAACAUGAAGUGCAGCAGCAAUUGCAGCUGUACCACAGGAUGGAGGAAGCACCUGGGAAACCCACUGUACCAGAGCGCAGCCCCCUUGUUUAG